Molecule: messenger RNA, 4561 nt
Organism: Scomber japonicus (chub mackerel)
Lineage: Eukaryota; Metazoa; Chordata; Actinopteri; Scombriformes; Scombridae
Product: EMILIN-1-like
Exons: 16
Coding region: 263-3826 (1187 amino acids)
Molecular function (GO): protein binding
Source: RefSeq, a predicted model, not a curated record
GAACCGGAUUAAAACCGGAACCUGUCCGGAUUAGAACCGGAUUAGAACCAGAUUAAAAACGGAUUAAAAGCGGGACCAACCCGGAUUAAAGCUCCUCUGGGCUCCAGGUCCGGGAUUUGGGGAGUCUGGACCAGAGUCCGGGUUAUGGGUCUGUAGGACGCACGGGGCGUUUUGUGGAAACUUUGGUCUCCAUGGAGACGAGAGUUGUUCCCGCCAGCUGAUCAGUAUCAAUACUCUGCAUCGAUCCGUAUUGAUCAGCGGGAUGGCCGCGAUCCCGCUGCUGCUGCUCGCGCUCUGGACCUGUGCAGACGCCAAAAGCGCGUUCCCGCUGCGAUCCACCUACAGUUUGUACGCUGGAGGGCACGCGCACCCGCACGGAGUCCGCGCGGCCAGCAGACACAGGAACUGGUGUGCGUUUGUGGUGACGAAGACGGUGAGCUGUGUGGUGGAGGACGGCGUGGAGACCUACGUGAAGCCAGAUUAUCAUCCCUGCAGCUGGGGCAGCGGCCAGUGCAGCCGGGUGGUGGCCUAUCGGACUUACAUGAGGCCUCGGUACAAAGUGGCCUACAAAAUGGUGACGGAGAUGGAGUGGAAGUGUUGCCAUGGUUACAACGGAGAUGACUGCAGCGACGGUCCAGCUGGUGGAGCGGGGACCCAGAUCUCCACCACCAGGCUUCAACCCCGUCCAGGAGGGGGGACGAGCCCCGGACAGGGAGGAGGGGGGACGAGCCCCGGACAGGGAGGAGGGGGGACGAGCCCUGGACAGGGAGGAGGGGGGACGAGCCCCGGACAGGGAGGACGGGGGACGAGCCCCGGACAGGGAGGAGGGGGGACGAGCCCCGGACAGGGAGGACGGGGGACGAGCCCCGGACAGGGAGGAGGUCAUGGUGGACGAGUCGAUAACGAGAAGAUGAGGCAGCUGGAAGAAAAGAUCCAGAGUCUGACCAAGAACCUGCAGGACCUGCAGUCCGCUAUGAAUGAGCGCAACAAGCCCGGCUUCGGCGGAGGCUCCCCAGGGGGAAGAAACCCAGCUGACGCAGCUCAGCCAGAGAUCAAAGAGACCAUUCAUAGCAUUCAGACCAAACUGGACCAGCUGGACAACCGCACACAGGCUCACGAUAAAACACUAGUCAGCAUUAACAACCACCUGGUGAACGGAAAAGGAAACGAGCUGGAAGGAGGCUCCUCUGGAGGAGGCCUGAACUCGCUGAAGGAGGAGAUCCUCAGGGAGCUGGAGAGGAGGGUGUCACUGUCCUGCUCCUCCUGCCAGGCUGGCGUGGAGGACCUGCGCAGACAGCAGCAGGAAGACCGGGAAAGGAUCCGAGCUCUGGAGAAGCAGCUGAAUGCGAUGGAUGGUCGGUAUCGGCAGGGGCUGGACGGACUGCGGCGGGAGGUGGAGCGUUCGCAGGGAUGCUGUGAUACCAUCAACGACCUCCAAAACCGCGUCACUGAUGCUGAGCGCAAAAUUAGCUCUGCCUCUGAGAACUUUGAUGUUCUGCAGACCCGCCUAGACAGAGAGCUCAGUGGGGGAGGGGCUGGUGGACUUGGUGGUGGUGGGAGGGAUCAGGUACCAACAGAGGACAAACUGGAGAAGCAACUAAGUGACCUGGAGCGGCGAGUCAACAACACUGAACAAACUUGCUCUCACCUGGAGAAAGACCUGAAGGAGUACUUCCACAGAGAGUUAGGAGACCUGAGGACCGUCUUCCUGGAGCGGUUUGACGAUCAAGCUUUCCGGAUUGCAGAUGUGGAGCUGGACGUGGGGCUGGUGAAAGACCGGGUCAGCGACCACGAUAAGAGGCUGGAAAAGCUGCAAAACAUCACCUCCAUCCUGAGCCGGAGGGUGGAGGACUGUGGCUGUGGAGGGUCUGGAAGAGGGGGAGGAGGGAGAGGAGGAGAAGAUGGAGGAGGGAGGGGAGACGGAGGAGGAUUAUCGGGGGUGGGGGGAGAACGAGAUAAUACAACAAAGAAAUCUCUGGAGUGGAGAGUCGUCGCCAACGAGGACCAGAUUCGACAUUUCAACACUCAACUCAAAGACCUGUCGGUGUCGGGAGACUCUCUGUACGACAAGGUGGUGGACCUGAGCCAUGACGUCCGUAAGAUCAAAGCUCUGACAGGUGACCACGGUGAGCACUUUAACCGGAUCGUGACCGAGGUGGAGCUGCUGGGGCAGGACUGCGAGCUGUGUGGGCGCGUGCACGACGAGCUGCGCACGUUAAACAAUCAUUCCCGGCACGCGCUGAGCCGCAUGGAGAACCGCAUCGACACGCUCCAGACCCGCAUGGAUUCAGAUGGCGGCUGCCUCCGGAUCUGCUCCCGCCUGCAAGACGACGUCCGCCUCCUGCGAGACGACGUGAGGAGCUGCACCGGCCGAUGUACGCCCGGCCCCCGCACACCUCCAGGUGGUGGCUCUGCUGGUUCUGGUGCUGGUGGUGGAGGCAGCGGGGCCAGUGAGGCCCCUGGUGGAGGCAGCGGGGCCAGUGAGGCCCCUGGAGGAGGCGGCCGGGCCAGUGAGGCCCCUGGUGGAGGCGGCCGGGCCAGUGAGGCCCCUGGUGGAGGCGGCCGGGCCAGUGAGGCCCCUGGUGGAGGCGGCCGGGCCACUGGGGCCGGGGGCCCCGGGCUGGAUGCUGACAAGUCUUUAGACGGUCACAGCGUGAUCGGAGGCUCCAUCAACAACCACCAGCUGAAGACGCUGCAGGCCGAACUGUCCGAGGUCAUCCUCACCUUCAGCUCCAUCAACGACACGCUGAAGGGUCUCGAACACACGGUGCAGAAACACGGCAGCGUCAUCACCGACCUCGGCAACACCAAGGAUAAGAUCAUCUCUGAGCUGGACAAGAUCCAGCAGGAGGUGACGGAGCACACGGAGGAGAGCCGGGAUCGCCUGGACGGGCUGCACCGAGACGUCCGGCGGUUCGAGACCACGUUGCUGCUGGAGACCGCCGACUGCAAGAGAUCCAGCGACGGGCUGGAGAAGAGACUGACCAAGAUGGAGGACGUCUGUGGGAGGCUGGACGGGGUGUCGGACUCCAUCAGCAAGAUCAGAGACGGUCUGAACCGACACGUGUCGAGUUUGUGGACGUGUGUCUCGGGUCUGAACGACUCGGUGGUCCGGCACGGCGGAGUCCUGGACGUGGUCCAGAAGAACCAGGACGACUUCCAGAGCCGAAUGAAGAACCUGAACUCCUCCAUGAACCAGGUUCUGACCAGGCUGCAGGGUUCCUCUGAGCACGACGCCACCGGCCUGCCUGGAGGCCAGGGCCCCCCAGGAGAGAGAGGCUUCAAUGGGCUACCAGGACCACGUGGACCACCUGGACCUCCUGGACGACCUGGAGAGAGUGGAGCACGAGGUCCCCGAGGUGAAGCAGGUGUGCCCGGUGCUGAUGCUCAUGUACCCAAACUGUCGUUCUCGGCCGCCCUCACGGCUCCGAUGGAGCGAGCAGGAACCAUCGUCUUCGACAAGAUGUUCGUCAAUGAAGGAGAUUUCUAUGAUCCCAGGACAGGCAUCUUCACUGCCCCUGUAGACGGACACUACUUUUUCAGUGCCGUCCUGACAGGCUACAAGAAUGAGAAGAUUGAGGCAGUUCUGUCCAAGUCCAACUAUGGCAUGACCCGGGCAGACUCUGGGGGCUACCAGCCUGAAGGCCUGGAGAACAACCCCGUGGCCGAGGCCAAGACCCCCCCGGGUUCGCUGGCCGUCUUUAGCAUCAUUCUGCCUCUGCAAACCCGAGACACAGUCUGCAUCGACUUGGUGAUGGGCAAACUGGCCCACUCUGUGGAGCCGCUCACCAUCUUUAACGGGAUGCUACUCUAUGAGGACAUGUGACCGGACAACCUGAACCUCAUGAUAUAUGACAGACCCAGAAGAGGCGGGACCGCAAAGAACCUGGACCAAAUAAUCUGAGACAAACCCAGAGGAGGCAAAGAACCUUCAUCAGACUGCUGAUGACAGAAUGAUUUAUGGAAGCUUCAGUACUAAACAGAUGUUUUUAUUCCACAGUCACUCCACUACAGGACCUGAUGGCAACAGCGCCUCCCACAGGCUGCAGGGUUAAUUACAGCCUCAACAUGCUGAUAAUGUAUCAUGCAGUUUGUCCUGAGGGGGAGGGGGACUAGAGGAACACUCACAGGCUCAUUUAACCAAAGUGCUGCACAGACUUUAGCCCCGUCCCUGACAGGUCAGGUGUUGUCAUGGCAACUUGUGACCAUGUGACUUUAAAUAUGAUGAAAGCUUUGUAAAAGCAGAAUGUGUAGCUGAGAGAAAUGAUAUCUUUUUAUUUUCCACCUGACACGAGUUCACAUUGUGAAUGUUAUUUUAUUGGUGUUUUUAAUCUUUUGUCACAAAUAUUAAAAAAGGACAACGCUGGAAAUAUUCUAUAUUUUCUUAGUGUUAACAAAUCCCUUCAAAUAGUAGAAUGAAGAAAUGAAAGUAGAAAUACUGCCUUCAAAGUAUUUUUAAAACACAUUAGAACAAAGCACUUGUAUUAAAAGUAAAAGUAGUUAAAAGUAGUCAAAGUGGUUUGAUGUCUGCUUCCAUUUAUUAGCUUUUGAUAUAAAUCUU